UUGGACCAGGGCUUACAGGGGACUGUGCAGUUCUACAUCAAACUGUAUAAAAACUCUCAUUAUGCAUUUGCCUGCGUCGUCGCAGCGCUAAAUCUUUAUUAUUGCCGGGGAAUAUGCACAUAGCUGCACGUGCACGCGCGAGGAAACGAGGAUACCCCGCCGCCGCCGCUGCUACUGCAGGAGAGAGAGGGAGAGCGCGCGAGAGAGAGGGAGCGAGGGAGCGAGAGAGGGAAAGAGGGGACUCUGCUGUGCUUUCAUCAUUAUAAUCACCAUCCUAAGUAGUAGCUCUUAACAUUUUGUUUUUCGGUGUUCAGGCGAGAAGUGACAAGAAUAUAGACCCCUCCUCUGUAGGGCGGAGCGUGCAUUUUCAUUUCGCGUUUUGUAUUUUUUUAUUUUUUUUUUCUAGCCCUUUUCCCUGCUCUGACACGUCUGCACUGAGUGAGUGGCAUUGGCACACUGUCAAUCGCUCACUACCGCUGCCAUCAAACAACAUAAAACACACACAGGCAGAGGCUGGAGCUCAUAAAUUUCAGCAGGGCAAGAUAUUUUUUGCGCAUCGCCUUUAUACAGCGUUGUAUCCCAAUUAAUUUCUUCUCGCUGUUGCGUUUUUUUUUUAAAUCAGAAAUCUCUCAACUUUUUGUACAUUUCAUAUUUUUCUAGUCACAUUUGGACAGCUGAUGCCGCAGAUUGUGUAUUUUUUUAAAAUUCACUCAGUUGUCGCGGGAAGCAUUUCUGUACAUUUAUAGUUGGCAACACCUGCACGCCUAAGAUUUUUUUUUUUAUUUGUUUACACGUUUCCACAUUGGAUAUUUUUGUUGGCGGCGCUUCGAGAGGACGAUUUGGACAUUUUUGGAGAGGAAACGCGCCGGGUGUUCCACGAAGACGCGCUAAUAAAUGAGAGAUAACCAAGGAGCGUUUCUGUCUACACCACCCGUCAAAUCGAAGAGAAAAGACAGAUUGGCAUGAGGAUCCGUGCAGGAUACGGCGGACCGUCAGUUUUGACCAAGAAGUUUUGAGAAGAAAAAAUAUAUUUAUGCAUUUUUCUACGAACCUAGACACGCGUUUUGGUACUUUGGACCGCGCGUAAAAUACGAGAGGACAGCGACAACUUGGACACAAGGUUCAGGCUAAAGCAUCGCUGCUAGUCUUCGCAAAGCCGCGUUCGUGUUCUCGACAGCUGAAGAAGCACGCGGUCCGACAUCCCUCUCGUCUGCGGCGCAUGUUGUUGUAGCCAGCGUCGUAUAUGAGUUUUUCAAUUUGCGUGGCUCAGUGCACAGACUCUUUAGCGGCGACUAUGGACGAUCAAGCCCGGAUCAUGCAGUCGAUCGGCGGCGUGAGUCUGGCCGGCCACUCGGUGCAGGGAGGCAUGGCACUGCCGCCUCCGCACGGACACGACGGGACGGACGGCGACGGACGAAAGCAAGACAUUGGUGACAUUCUCCAUCAAAUAAUGACCAUAACUGAUCAAAGCCUGGACGAGGCGCAAGCAAAAAACAGGAAACAUGGGCUGAACUGUCACAGAAUGAAACCAGCACUCUUCAGCGUUCUCUGUGAAAUCAAAGAAAAGACAGGCCUCAGCAUCCGCGGCGCCCAGGAGGAGGACCCCCCGGACCCCCAGCUCAUGCGCCUGGACAACAUGCUGCUGGCCGAGGGCGUGGCGGGGCCCGAGAAGGGCGGCGGGUCGGCCGCCGCUGCCGCCGCGGCCGCCGCCUCGGGCGGGGCCGCCGACAACUCCAUUGAACAUUCCGACUACAGGGCCAAACUCACUCAGAUCAGACAGAUCUACCACACGGAGCUGGAGAAGUACGAGCAGGCGUGCAACGAGUUCACCACCCAUGUGAUGAACCUGCUGAGGGAACAGUCUCGCACGCGGCCCAUCUCCCCCAAAGAGAUCGAGCGCAUGGUGGGAAUCAUCCACCGUAAGUUCAGCUCCAUCCAGAUGCAGCUCAAGCAGAGCACCUGCGAGGCUGUCAUGAUCCUGCGCUCCAGAUUUCUUGAUGCCAGGCGGAAAAGGAGAAACUUCAGCAAGCAGGCGACGGAAAUCUUGAAUGAAUACUUCUACUCGCACCUCAGCAACCCAUACCCGAGCGAGGAGGCUAAGGAGGAGCUGGCCAAGAAGUGCAGCAUCACAGUUUCCCAGGGGGUGGGAAGCACCAUCACAGUAUCACAGGUGUCCAACUGGUUCGGCAACAAGCGGAUCCGCUACAAGAAGAACAUCGGCAAGUUCCAGGAGGAGGCCAACCUGUACGCCGCCAAGACCGCCGUGAACGCGGCGCACGCCGCGGCCGCCGCGGUGCAGAACAGCCAGGCCAACUCCCCCACCACACCCAACUCCGGAUUCCAGAUGAAAGACGAAGAGUUUCAGCUGGAUUCUGCCGAGAGCAAAAACACUCUUUUAAGCAACAUGUUUACUGGUUCUUCAGGUUCUUUUAACCUCCCAAACUCGGGGGACAUGUUCUUGAGCAUGCAGAGUCUGAAUGGGGAUUCUUACCAAGGGGCACAAGUCGGAGCCAAUGUACAGUCACAGGUGGAUACCCUGCGCCAUGUUAUCAGUCAGACGGCAGGAUACAAUGAUGCUCUCGGGGGCAACACCAUGUACAGUCCACACGGCUUAAGUGCUAAUGGGGGGUGGCAGGAUGCGACGACUCCGUCUUCUGUGAUAUCGCCGACAGAAGGCCCUGGAAGUGUGCACUCCGAUACCUCGAAUUGAUCCGCUAUUCAAUGCAUCUCCGCCUCAAACUGGGCACGGACUCUAACUGGCCGACCAACUGAGAGGAGAGGAAAAUCUCCCAACAGAUUGAAUUUCCUGUAUUUUAAAGUGUCCCAUAACCACGCCAUACAAAACCACAUGCUCCAUCACAAACACCAAGUGUUUCUUGACUAUUCAGUGUCGCUUUUAUUUUUUUGUUUUUAUAAAUCAGCUGUAAUCGCCACCGCUCUUAUUUCUUUGUUGUAGGGGUAAACACACACAUGCACCCAUAGUAAGCCUCCCUCAGAUGUAGACUUUCAGGAUAAUUAUCUCCUCUGAAUUCAAAUUACCCAAUGACACUUUAACGUGACAUUUAAUGGCAUUUUAAAUGGCCAUUUGUUUGAUUCUUGAUUUAAUUACCCCUUUUCAUUUUGAUAAUUGGGUCUCUCUUUCACUUCUUACAAUACAUAGAUUAAAGCAGCUGUUUCUUUGACUGUAAUAGUGCUCCCAGUCCUGUCCAGCAACUUAACAAUGCUACCGUUGACAGCUCAAUGGCAGCUUUGUAGUUCCUUUCAAGAUUUAUUUUUGCCUUACAGCCGUAUAUAUUAGUACAAGGAAAUGACUAUUCAAACUCUGGAACAUAAAGAAGCGUAAUUGAUUGCUUGACUAUAACAUGACACGACUCCAUAUUUUAUAAUUUGAUGUACAUAUGUAAACAUUUUUUUUUUCUGCGGCUUAUGGAAAUCAACAAAUCCCCGACAAUGGCUCACUCCUCCACGGCGCACAGGACCAGGCCCCGGUUACAGAGAAAAGAAAUUGUACAUAAAAUAGCUAAAGAGUAAUUAUACAUCCCACCAAUCAAUACACAGCUUUAUUACCUCAAUUAAAUCCAUAGAAACCGAUCAUUUGCAACAUUUCUGUAGCUUAGAGUGCUCACUUACUACCUCUAAACGACAUCACCACCAUACUUCAUUUGCCCUAAGUUCAUGUUUUUAUGUAGUUAUUUUGACGACAUCUUGUAACACUGUAAACUCGUCAUUCUCUAUGUAAUCUAAUGUAUAUUUUAAUCUUUUAAUAAAACGUUGCUGCGUUGCAACUUAAAAUGACAAAAAUUAAAAAAUGAUGAUGAAAACAAUAUUAAUACCAGGAGGACUAGACGGGGAGGGGGGUGGAGAGGUCGCUGCGGCUUUUAUGAGGGGGUGUGAUGAACAUUGUGGAUAAAUGAACACCAAACAGUGAAACUGUUGUAAAUACAGAAGAAAAAAAACAUUUUGAAUGUUGCUCAUCUUGUUACUAAAUCAUGCAAAAAAAGGAAAAAAACACUAUAAAAACUGUAAUGCAUAGAGGUUUCAGUAUUCAGAACUGUACAUUUCCAGCUCUGUCCAACAGGGUUCAAGACUUGUUUUCUCUUUUUUCUAUUGUAUGUGAUUCUGAAACUGAAAAGUCAUGACAAAUGAUGAUUUGUGGCAGUGAUUCCAAUGUAUUAAAGAUGUUUAGUGUUACUUUCUAACCAGACUACACCCUGGACUGAAAAGUCUUCCUUGUGGUAGUUGUGUAAUUUCAAACAUGAAUAAACAUUUUGCUUUGA
Betta splendens (Siamese fighting fish) is the source of this 4277-nucleotide messenger RNA. RefSeq names its product pre-B-cell leukemia homeobox 3b (gene pbx3b). The record is from RefSeq and is a predicted model, not a curated record. Gene Ontology annotation, cellular component: nucleus. Bases 1244 to 2710 code for a protein of 488 amino acids. Gene Ontology annotation, molecular function: DNA-binding transcription factor activity, RNA polymerase II-specific; RNA polymerase II cis-regulatory region sequence-specific DNA binding. The transcript is spliced from 11 exons. Gene Ontology annotation, biological process: embryonic organ development; eye development; regulation of transcription by RNA polymerase II. NCBI's taxonomy places the organism in Eukaryota, Metazoa, Chordata, Actinopteri, Anabantiformes, Osphronemidae.